Messenger RNA from Scheffersomyces amazonensis, 2374 nucleotides. RefSeq names its product Sda1p (gene SDA1). Gene Ontology annotation, biological process: ribosomal large subunit biogenesis; ribosomal large subunit export from nucleus. The transcript has a single exon. Bases 65 to 2308 code for a protein of 747 amino acids. NCBI's taxonomy places the organism in Eukaryota, Fungi, Ascomycota, Pichiomycetes, Serinales, Debaryomycetaceae. The record is from RefSeq and is a predicted model, not a curated record. Gene Ontology annotation, cellular component: nucleolus.
CUCCACUAAGAACUCCACCAACACCACUAACUCCACUACCACCACUACUAAACAUCACUACAGUAUGGCCAAGAGAAGAAGAGCGGCAAUGUUGCCCACCAAUAUCAUCUUAUUGCAGAACUUAGUACGUAGAGACCCUGAAGUUUACCACGAUGAGUUUGCUCAGCAAUAUAGUCAUUAUCUCUCGUUACGAGAUAUCUUCUUAAUGAACCCCAGUGCUUCCGACAAGGGCAUAGAGUUUGGAGAAUUAAUCGGUUUCGUAUCGGCCGUAUGUGGUUGUUACCCUCAAGAAACUGCCACAUUCCCUGAUGACUUGAAGCAGCUUAUUUUAGAGAAUCACCGAGAUUUAUCACCAGAAUUAAGAGAGAAGAUCAUUCAAUGUUUAACCAUGUUAAGAAACAAAGACGUUAUAAGUGCUGAAUCAUUGAUUCAGACUAUCUUCCCAUUGUUAACAGCCUAUAGUGCCAGUAAUUCCACUACCGGACAACACGUUAAGGCCCUCAGACAUCAAAUCUAUAGUACAUUAAUAUCCCUCUUGAAGUCCGUCAAUACCGGAACAAAGAGUCAGAAACUUAACAGAUCUACCCAAGCGCUUUUAUUCAAUUUGUUAGAACAAAGAGACAACCAGGGGCUUUGGGCCACUAAGUUAACCAGAGAAUUAUGGAGAAGAGGUAUUUGGGAUGAUUCAAGAACAGUAGAAAUCAUGACUCAAGCAGCAUUACAUCCAGAUGUCAAAGUUGCCGUGGCAGGAGCCAAGUUCUUUUUAGGAGCCGAUAAGGAAAGAGAAGAAAACUUUGAUGAUAACUCAUCGGAUGAAGAUGGGUUCGAUAUGGGAGCCAUGAAGCAUAAGAUGCAAGUCAAUAAGAAAUCCAAGAAGAAGUCGAAGAAGUUGGAACAGGCCGUCAAGACGUUAAAGAAGAAGAACAAUUCCAAACUGUCGACCACCUACUUGAACUUCUCGGCUAUUCAUUUAUUAAGAGAUCCUCAAGGAUUUGCUGAACAACUCUUUGAUAAUCAUCUCAACAGUAAACAUGCCAAUAAGUUUGAUUUGGAUCAGAAGAUCAUGUUUAUGAAUUUGAUCUCUCGAUUGAUCGGUACCCAUAAGUUGACUGUCUUAGGGAUCUAUACCUUUUUCUUGAAAUAUUUAACUCCUAAACAGAGAAAUGUUACUCAAAUAAUGGCUGCUUCUGCUCAAGCAUCUCAUGAUUUAGUGCCUCCUGAAUCCAUUAGUCCAGUGAUUCGAAAGAUUGCUGAUGAAUUCGUUAGUGAUGGGGUUGCUGCUGAAGUGGCCUCGGCGGGGAUUAAUACUAUUCGAGAAAUCUUAACCAGAGCUCCAUUGGCUAUUGAAAAGGAUUUAUUACAAGAUCUUACUGAAUAUAAGGGAUCUAAAUCCAAAGCAGUUAUGAUGGCUGCCAGAUCAUUAAUCUCAUUGUAUAGAGAAGUAGCCCCGGAAAUGUUACAACGAAAGGAUCGAGGUAAGACUGCCAGUAUGGAAUUACAACAUGGAGAAAAGAAAGGAGGUCCACAAUAUGGUGUAGAACAAACUGUCAGAUCCAUUCCCGGGCUUGAGUUGUUGGCCAAAUGGAGAAAGGAACAAGGGUUAGGUAAUGAAGAUGGCGAAGAUGAUGAAGCCAACUGGGAAGUGGAUGAAGAAGACAAUGCCAGUGACAUUGAAGGCGACUGGGUGACUGUUGAUUCCGAUAAGGAGUACGAUGUAUCUGAUUCUGACGAUGAGCCAGUUGAAGAAGACAAGAACGAAAAGGAUGACAAUGACAAUGACAAUGAAGUGUCUGAUCUCGAAUUAUCGUCCGAUGACGAAGAGGAAGAUGAAGAGGAAUCCGAAAGACCAGCCAAGAAAGCCAAGAUCGAUACAGCUGCUGAAGAGACUGUUGAUGCUGAGAAGGCCAUGGCCGAGAUGUUAUCCAGCCGAAUCUUAACCCCAGCGGAUUUCGCCAAAUUAGAAGAGUUAAGAACUCAGGCCGGAGUGGAGAAGUUGAUGGGAUCCAGACAAGCCAACGAAGAAGAAGUGGACUCCACCACAUUAGUCGGUAAAGUCAAAUAUAAACAGUUGAGAGAAGAAAGAAUCGCACAAGCUAAGGAAGGUAGAGAAGAAAGAGAUAAGUUUGGAUCGAGAAGAGGAAAGAGAGAUGCUCCUCAUUCGACUACCAAUAAGGAGAAGGCCCGAAAGAAGAAUUUUGUUAUGAUGAUUCAUAAGAAGGCCGUUCAAGGGAAGCAGAAGUUAUCGCUUAGAGAUAGACAGAAAGUGUUGAAGGCCCACAUCACCAAACAGAAGAAGAAGGGCUAUUAGUAGUUAGUUAAACAUUUGUACAUUAGGGUUAUAAUACAACAAUGAUAUAUAAAGAUAAAGAUAGAA